Theileria orientalis strain Shintoku is the source of this 1971-nucleotide messenger RNA. RefSeq names its product polyadenylate-binding protein. Bases 1 to 1971 code for a protein of 656 amino acids. Gene Ontology annotation, cellular component: ribonucleoprotein complex; nucleus; cytosol. NCBI's taxonomy places the organism in Eukaryota, Apicomplexa, Aconoidasida, Piroplasmida, Theileriidae. Gene Ontology annotation, molecular function: mRNA 3'-UTR binding; poly(U) RNA binding; poly(A) binding. The record is from RefSeq and is a predicted model, not a curated record. The transcript has a single exon.
AUGGCUUCUACAAUUAAGACAGUUCCCAACGACAACGGUAUCAUGAUGCCCAUGAGAGAAGGACAAGUGUUCUCAUCAGCAAGUCUGUAUGUAGGAGAUCUACAGCCAGACGUGACUGAAGCAGUGUUGUACGAAGUGUUCAACACAAUAGGACCAGUGGCAUCGAUCAGAGUUUGCAGAGACUCAGUAACAAGAAAAUCGCUGGGAUACGCAUACGUUAACUACUACAGUACACAGGACGCAGAAGCAGCCCUGGAAAACCUCAACUACAUAGAAAUCAAAGGACACCCAACCAGGAUCAUGUGGAGUAACAGAGACCCGUCACUCAGAAAGUCCGGAGCAGGAAACAUAUUCGUUAAAAACCUGGACAAAAGCAUAGACACGAAGAGCCUGUACGAUACAUUCGCACAUUUUGGAACAAUACUGAGCUGUAAAGUGGCAGUAGACUCAACAGGAGCUUCGAGGCGCUACGGAUUCGUGCACUACGAAAGCGAAGAAAGCGCAAGAGAAGCAAUAGAAAAGGUUAACGGAAUGCUUAUAGGAGGAAAGAAGGUCGAGGUAGCGCCGUUCCUGCGUAAGCAGGACAGGGAGACGGAAGAAGUGUACACGAACCUGUACGUGCGCAACUUCCCCGCAGACUGGGACGAAGAGGCCCUGAGACAGUUUUUGGAAAAGUACGGAGAGAUCACAAGCAUGAUGCUGAAGGAGGACUCGAAGGGAAGAAGAUUCGCAUUCGUGAACUACAAGGAGGCCUCGGUGGCGAAGGAAGUGGUAACAACACUUAACGACCUGAAGCUGGAGGAGGCCUCAGACCCGCUGCUGGUGUGCCCACACCAGGACAAGGUGAAGAGACAAAACAUGCUUAAAGCACAGUUCAGCACAGUGAGUCCGGGCCAGGACGACAAGAGGCUGACGAGUAACCUCUACAUCAAGAACCUGGACGACACGUUCGACGAUGCGUCGCUGGGAGAGCUGUUUAAGCAGUUUGGAACGAUUACGAGCAGCAAGGUGAUGUUGGACGCAAACAAUAACUCGAGAGGAUUCGGGUUCGUCUGCUUCAGUAAUCCGCAGGAGGCGACGAAGGCAAUAGCAGCAAUGCACCUGAAGCUGGUGAAGGGAAAGCCGCUGUACGUUGGUCUGGCGGAAAAGAGAGACCAGAGACUGAUGAGGAUGCAGCAGAGAAGAGGAUUCGAGCCGCACGCAAGAGACCUGAUGUUCAGCGACCCGCAGUCUAUGUACUACCAGAGGCAGUUCCCAGGAGUGGUAGUGCCGAACAACGUGCCGCCCUCAAAGAAGUUCCCGCCCAACUUCACGACGACGAACCCGCAGCUCAACAAUUACCCACCGAACUAUAACGCGAACUUCCCACCAGUCAACUCGUACAAUAACUACCCGGUGAGAAACGUGGGCGCAAACGCAGCAGCAGCGAACGUGAGGAACAUGUCGCCAAUGAACAACACGGCGGUAGGAAGCAACAUCCCACACUACCCAGGAGUAGUGCCGCCAAACAUGGCGCACGUGGUGCCUGGGGCAAUGGGAGUGCCCGCAAACAUGGCGCACCACGUAGUACCGCCGAACAUGGCACACGUGGUACCAGGAACGAUGGGAGUGCCGCCGACCAUGGUGCCAGGAGCAGUGGGCAUGAGAAGGAACAACAAUAACGCAAAGUCACAAAUGCCACCAGUUAGCGCAUUCAAGUUCACGCCGCAGGCACGCAACAGAGACAUGCCAGUGCACCCGCAGUACGUCGUUAACGGAAACGUACAGGUAGACGACGUGGCGUUACAGAAGCAGAUGAUAGGAGAGAGGCUGUUCCCAAUAAUUGCAAGAGACAACCCAGAUCUCGCAGGCAAAAUAACAGGAAUGAUGCUAGAAAUUGAUAACCAGGAGCUGUUGCAGCUGCUGGACGACAAUGAUCAAUUGAAAGCCAAAAUCGAUGAAGCUAUUAGAGUACUUAAACAAGCGAGUUAA